Molecule: messenger RNA, 990 nt
Organism: Cooperia oncophora
Lineage: Eukaryota; Metazoa; Nematoda; Chromadorea; Rhabditida; Trichostrongylidae
Source: the annotation of a GenBank genome assembly
AUGAAGUUGGCCCUACUAGUUCAUAUAGCGAGCAUGCUGCAAUACGGUAAUGCUGCCUGCGGCCUUGACGGAUGUUCGCAGUGGUUUCUGAGGGUGAAGCAUUACGACACUCUUACUCCUGGAAAUAAUGAGCCAUACUGUCAGGCAUUGACCACAUACUUGAGAUGUCUAAACGAGACCACUCUUGCUUGUCGUGGCAACCUUCAAUUCUACACAAAUCUUUUUGCUAUGCGAAAACAGUUUCGAGAGUUCGGUUGCGCUUCAUAUAAACAAAGAGAAGAGCAAACCAGCAUCACUAACUUUCUACCGAGAGUAUCACAAGCACUGAUGAGAAUGUGCACAUUGUUUGGUGAUCCACAUCUUAUACGAUUUGAUGGCACAAUGCAGUCAUGCACAGAAGAAGGAGCACGAUCAUUUGUGGACAAUCGGCAUUUCCUUAUCCAAGUCACAAACUCGAACGUUCGAAAUCAAGCUCAUACAACCGCUGUGAACAAAAUCACCCUUCUGAUUCGCAAUCACAACUGCACACCAUCGCUACGCUACGAAGCCGCUUCGGACGAGGAAACGCUUCCUAUUUCAUUUGUUGAUGGAGUCAGAAGCCACGUGACGGACGAUCAUCGCAAAAAAAACCACCCUAAAUAUUGCCCAAAGUGCUAUGCACGAAAAAAACUGCACGUCCGAUUACGGCUUGCCAUCGAACGAUGCAAAACUGUUAAUGCCACCGACCGCUAUUUUGACGCGUGUGUCUUCGAUCUCAUGCUCACAGGAGAUGAGUACUUGGUGGCAAUGGCACGUGAUGCACAAACCGAUCAGAAGACACUAAUGCCGGACCAGUGGUAUCCAUCUGGACGGCAAAAUAUUUCCGUUUAUAAACAUCACGUGAACUCUACGUUCCCUAAUUGCUUACCUUCUUCCUCAAACCUCUACAACUGGCAUCUUACUUAUUUCUUCUUACUUGUGGCAUACAUAUUGCUCCACGGUCAGCACUAA